AUGUUGGGCUUCCAUAGGAAUCGCACGGCAGGCGCGCAAGCAGUGGCCACCGUCCUGGUGCUAUCGAGUGUGGUGCUGCUGUGUUGCGUGCUGGACUCAACCGCUGGUCAACCGGUCGAUAUGCUCGACCAGAUUGGUUCGGAAAGCCGUCGAAUGUUCUACAAAAUGCUCGAAUACCUGGGCGACUACGACGAGCUGGAAGACGAUGGUGCGCAGGAACGUGAGCAGAAGGGUGCCUCCCUGCCCCUGCAGACGAGCAAUCGGGUCGAGGUGGCCGGACGAGACGAACAGUGCAAGCUGCCUCCACGACGUGGCGUGUGCCGAGCGCUGCUGCCCCGUUACAGAUAUGACCCCGACCAGAAGGAGUGUAUCGAGUUCAAGUUUGGUGGGUGCGACGGCAAUGCGAACAACUUCAUGUCCUACAAACAGUGCAUGGAAGCGUGCCAAGGAGUUUAACCGUCGUACUGGUCGGUGAAUGAACCACCGCGGGCGAAAAACACAUUUGCGACACGUGCAUCAUUUGACGACAUUUUCGUAGC
Molecule: messenger RNA, 539 nt
Organism: Anopheles bellator
Lineage: Eukaryota; Metazoa; Arthropoda; Insecta; Diptera; Culicidae
Product: inter-alpha-trypsin inhibitor
Exons: 2
Coding region: 1-456 (151 amino acids)
Molecular function (GO): serine-type endopeptidase inhibitor activity
Source: RefSeq, a predicted model, not a curated record